AUUCGUUUACACACAGUGUUUAUUUACAUUUGUAUUAAUAUUGUGUUUGGAAACGGUUUAUUAUUGGAAUAUUUAGGUAUAGUUUUAGCGUACUGACUGGGUUAGCUUGAAGCUAACUGGCUCCUUGAUUAUUCCGGUCAGUGUAACCGGUGAUAUCGGUGUGAAUUCACGGUGCCGUUCGGUUCCGGUUUAACAACCGCUGAAAGUAAACAAUUAGCCUAGCAGCUAAUAACACUGAACUGGACUUUGAAGCAACGCCAAACUAGCAAGCUGGUUAGCUACACAGCUAACAGCCCCACUAAUAAUAAAGCAGCCGUUUUAACUGACAAAAAAACUGUUGCAUUUAACUGACAUUAAAAAUAAACGCUAGGAGAAAAAAGCUUUUAGUACCCAAUGCUAAAUCAAUACAGUAAGUCAGAAUAGCCCGCAACCGCUUAGCUACCUUGUUAGCUCCUCUGAAUGAAGCUAAGCUAACAGAGAGAGCUGACCAGCGCUUUAAGCUGCGAGAAGAAAACCCAAAGCAAUGGAAACCACUGAGUUAAACCGAGAAGUGGUGGAGCUAGUGUGGGGGAAACAGGCGAGCUGCAGCGGGAUUUCUGCAUCUCCGUUCCGCAGGUGGACACAAGGUUUUGUCUUCAGUGAGACUGAGCACGGUGCACUGGAGCAGUUUGAGGGUGGACCAUGCGCUGUAAUCGCACCUGUGCAGGCUUUUUUGCUGAAAAACAUUCUGUUUAACACAGAAAGCUUAACCUGGAGAAAUAUCUCAGAGGAGGAGCAGCGUGUGGCUCUCUGCUCUGCUCUUGCUGAGAUAUUAGAGUUGUCCUGCACUGGCAAGACACACUUCUGCCUCGCCACAUGGGCUCACGUGAAAGCCACGGAUGAAAACACAGGCAUCCCGGACCACAACACUGAGCCAGAGUCGAGUCAGACCACACACACUCAGCAACAGCCUUCUGCUUUGGCUGCUGAGGAGCUUGGCUUUGAGAGGUUUCACAGCAUGGUACAUAAGAAGACACUGAAAACUGUUGCAGAAUUAAAGCAGACAAUUCUCUUCCUGUACGACACUUGGAAGAAUAAGUUUGGGGUUCUGCUGUUUCUGUAUUCAGUAAUACUCACAAAGGGUAUCGAAAACAUAAAGAAUGAGAUCGAGGACACGUCAGAGCCAUUUAUCGACCCAGUUUACGGCCAUGGCAGUCAAAGCCUAAUCAACAUGUUGGUGACGGGGCAUGCAGUAUCCAACGUCUGGGAUGGGGACAGAGAAUGUUCUGGAAUGAUGCUUCAUGGGAUCCAUGAACAGGCUACAGUAGGCUUUCUCACACUAAUGGAGUCACUGCGAUAUUGCAAGGUUGGAUCAUUUCUCAAAUCUCCAAAAUACCCUAUAUGGAUUCUUGGCAGCGAGACCCAUCUGUCCGUGUUCUUCACCAAGGAGAUGUCCCUGGUGGCUCCUGAGUUGCCGGCAGAACAAGCCAAGAGAGUCUUCCACAGCUUUGAUCCAGAAGAUAACGGCUUCAUUCCUGACACGCUGCUGGAGGAUGUUAUGAAGGCUUUGGAUCUUGUCUCUGAACCAGAAUAUGUGAAUCUGAUGAAGAGUAAACUGGAUCCUGAGGGUCUUGGAAUUGUUCUGUUGGCUCCAUUUCUGCUCGAGUUCUUCCCUGAUCAGGACACAGGGAUUCCGGACUCAUUUCCUGUGUAUCACUAUAAUGGCCUGAAGCAGUCCAACCACAACGAGAAGGUGGGUUACCUCGAGGGCACAGCUGUAGUUCUCGGCUUUGAGGAUCCCAUGGUGCGGACAGAUGACACGCCCAUCAAGCGCUGCCUCCAGACUAAAUGGCCGUACAUCGAGCUCUUGUGGACCACGGCGAGAUCCCCCUCACUCAAUUAACUCCUCACCCAUCCACCGCUUUCCUGCCUGCUUCAGGACCCUGCACGCUCUACAAUUCCAGGAUGCUCUCACAGUGCCUGAACUAAAACACUCGGAGAGGCGAUGCUGCCUGACUCACGUCGGCUCGUCUGGGUUAAUCACUCUUGUAUUUCUCAAUUCGUCCAGAGUCUAUGUAGAAAAAUAAAUGGGGUUUUGUUUACUGAUUCAAACUCGUACACUGGAUGAAAGCUGUUUUGGCUUUACACAGCAAAACCAGGCUGUUCAUGUUUCUCUUGUUGUGUUUGUUUUUGUUUACAUGGAUACGUACAUAAAGAAAAGAUGGACGAGGUGAGCCAAGUAAACCGACCAAAUCAGUCGUUUAUGAAUCUGAGGUUAGACGGUUGUUCGAAUCAAAAUUUGGUAAAGCUGUAAUCUGACCGAAUCCUCCCGGUGCUCCGUUUAUGUAACUCUGGUUUAUAAAGGAAUGCACUACAACCCAGAACGGGGCACAGGAAGCCAGAGAAGCAGAAUUAAGGAACACAUUAGGAGAGAACAGAGGGACAGUAUUUUGGACAGGACCAAAUGUUUUUGUUUUCACAGCAGCAUUAAUACGUAUUUAUUAUUCUCUGGCUGAGGCAAAGGGACGAACAAAUGCAAACAUGCAAACGUAAUUUAUUCCAACCCACACAGCUCCUUAAAAUAAACUUUCUGUCCUCAUG
Trichomycterus rosablanca is the source of this 2580-nucleotide messenger RNA. RefSeq names its product MINDY lysine 48 deubiquitinase 3 (gene mindy3). The transcript has 15 exons. Gene Ontology annotation, molecular function: K48-linked deubiquitinase activity; cysteine-type deubiquitinase activity. The record is from RefSeq and is a predicted model, not a curated record. Gene Ontology annotation, biological process: protein K48-linked deubiquitination. NCBI's taxonomy places the organism in Eukaryota, Metazoa, Chordata, Actinopteri, Siluriformes, Trichomycteridae. The coding region runs from base 524 to 1882 and encodes 452 amino acids.